CAGGGUGUCGGAAGGACCCUGUGCCCGGAUCCCGAGAGGUGGCCUUGGGACGGUGUGCCUGGGCCGCCCUGCCCGGCGGCAGAGCAUGUCCCGGCUGGACCUGGAGCAGCUGGCCGAAAUAGAGCUGCAAAGAGAUGAAGAGGAGGCAGCUGCCCUGAGCAUGGCGGGAAGGCCCUUGGUGAUGCCCACGACGGGAAGGCCCUUGGUGGUGCUCACGGCUGGCCAGGACCCGGCGCUGAGCAUGGAUCACCCCUUCUACGACGUGGCCAGGCACGGCAUCCUGCAAGUGGCAGGGGAGGACCGCUUCGGGAGACGAGUCAUCACGUUCAGCUGCUGCCGGAUGCCCCCCUCCCACGAGCUCAACCACAGGCGUCUGCUGCAGUAUUUGAAGCACACACUGGACCAGUACGUGGAGAGCGACUACACCAUCGUCUACUUCCACUACGGGCUCAACAGCCAGAACAAGCCAUCCCUGAGCUGGCUGCAGAGCACCUACAAGGAGUUUGACAGGAGGUACAAAAAGAACUUGAAGGCGCUGUACAUCGUGCACCCCACCAACUUCAUCAAAGUUCUGUGGACCAUCUUCAAACCGCUCAUCAGUCAUAAGUUUGGGAAAAAAGUCAUCUAUUUCAACUCCUUGAGCGAGCUCCGCGAACACCUCAAAUAUGACCAGCUGAUUGUCCCCCCGGAGGUUCUGCGGUACGAUGAGAAGCUCCGGAGCCUGCACAAGGGCAGGUCCUCCCCUCCCGCCAAGACACCGCCGCCGCGGCCCCCCCUGCCCACCCAGCAGUUUGGCGUCAGUCUGCAGUACCUCAAGGACAAAAAUCAAGGUGAACUCAUCCCUCCUGUCCUGAGAUUCACAGUGACAUACCUAAGAGAGAAAGGACUCCACGCCGAAGGCUUGUUCCGGAGGUCGGCCAGUGUCCACACCAUCCGCGAGAUUCAGCGGCUGUACAAUCAAGGGAAGCCCGUGAACUUUGAUGACUACGGGGACAUCCACCUCCCUGCCGUGAUCCUGAAGACCUUUCUGCGAGAGCUGCCCCAACCACUGCUGACCUUCAAGGCCUAUGAGCAGAUUCUCGAGAUCACCAGUGUGGAGAGCAGCCUGCGGGUGACGCGCUGCCGGCAGAUCCUGCAGAGCCUUCCAGAACACAACUAUGCCGUCCUCAGCUACCUCAUGGGCUUCCUGCAUGAGGUGUCCCGGGAGAGCAUUUUUAACAAGAUGAACAGCUCCAACCUGGCGUGUGUCUUCGGGCUGAAUUUAAUCUGGCCGUCCCAGGGGGCGUCCUCCCUGAGCGCCCUCGUGCCUCUGAACCUGUUCACCGAGCUGCUGAUCGAGUACUACGGGAAGGUCUUCAGUGCCCCAGAGGCCCGUGGGGAGCCCCGCGCCGACACCCCGGGGCAGGUGAGCCGGGCGGCCCCUUGGCGAGAGGCCACAGGGGAGACAGACACCCUGCGGGCCCCGUCUCGCCCCCCGCGGCCCCCGAUGGCAGCCGGGACCCUCCGCUAG
This is a messenger RNA of Canis lupus familiaris (dog), 1510 nucleotides long. It is a transcript of the gene ARHGAP8, whose product is annotated as Rho GTPase activating protein 8. Lineage: Eukaryota; Metazoa; Chordata; Mammalia; Carnivora; Canidae. Gene Ontology annotation, molecular function: GTPase activator activity. Gene Ontology annotation, biological process: small GTPase-mediated signal transduction; negative regulation of endocytic recycling. Gene Ontology annotation, cellular component: cytoplasm. The record is from RefSeq and is marked provisional.